AUCUGGCAACCGGCCUUCAUGCUGCACUACACAGGCUUCUUCUCGACAUCUCUCCACCAUCUCAGAACCUCUGCUGAGCUCCAGCACCCGUGUGCAUUUCAGCCGUCUUCUCUUUUUUCCAGAUGCAAGCCAUCAAAUGCGUCGUGGUGGGCGAUGGAGCCGUGGGUAAGACAUGCCUGCUCAUCAGCUACACCACCAACGCUUUCCCGGGAGAAUACAUCCCAACAGUGUUUGAUAACUACUCUGCCAAUGUUAUGGUGGACGGGAAACCUGUAAACCUGGGAUUAUGGGAUACUGCGGGGCAGGAGGACUACGACCGUCUCCGACCGCUCUCCUACCCUCAGACGGAUGUGUUUUUGAUCUGCUUCUCGCUGGUGAGCCCGGCUUCGUUCGAAAAUGUCAGAGCAAAGUGGUAUCCUGAGGUGCGUCACCACUGUCCCAACACACCCAUCAUCCUGGUGGGAACCAAACUGGAUCUGCGGGACGAUAAGGACACAAUCGAGCGCCUGAGAGACAAAAAACUGUCCCCUAUUACGUAUCCUCAGGGUCUCGCCAUGGCCAGAGAGAUCGGAGCGGUGAAGUACCUGGAGUGCUCGGCUCUAACACAGAGAGGGCUGAAGACGGUGUUCGACGAGGCCAUUCGCGCCGUCCUCUGCCCCCCGCCCGUCAAGAAGAGAGGGAAGAAAUGUACAGUGUUUUAAAAAAAUAACACACACACACACUCACACAGAGUGCGGAGUAUUUCACUUCAACACACAGUCAUCACACUGAGUUCCUACCGGCCAAUUUGGAAAGAGACGAGGUUAAAAAAUUAAAAAACAACAACAGGUGAAACAUCACACGCUGGAGUUUUAGACUUAGCGCUGCGGGAAGAAUAAAUAUUUAUAGCAAAAGGCACAAAAACACAAGAUCGUGCCAAAAUUCCCUCUCAUCCCUAUUUCUGAACUCGAAUGCCUUAAUUGGUGCUUAAUUUGUGGUCAUGAGAAGGUCCUUGAGAAAACAUACACACCUUGCAUGCGCUAAUAUUUGGUUUUGUGAUAUACAGUAUCAUUUAACACACAAUUUGUGCAUUGUGGAUCAUUUCGAUACAGCGGUUAUUUCAAGGGUCGCAUGUGUCCAUAAAUACAAAAAGGUCAAAAAAUUUGAAUUAAAAAAAAAAAAAAAAAACGUAAUGGAAGACUAUUGAGUCUCACACACAGGUGUUUCUGAGAUGAAUGGGCGGAGCUUAUAUAUAUAUAUAAAGUUGACCUAACCUAAACUAGCUUACUCUUGAAUUCUGUUGGCUAUGAUUACACAAUAUAAUAACUAGUGUAAGCAUGAUUUGGUUAGCUGGUCAGCUGUGUAACAGCUGGAUUGAGGAAGUUGCUCAAUCGCAGUUUUUACGUAGCCGAUAACAAGCCUCAAAAACUAAAAAUGGUGAUUUUUUUUUUGUUUUGUUUUGUUUAUAAAGUGUUUGAUCAACUGGUUAAAUAAGCCCUUCCUACGUCAACAAGGUGACCCUGUGGAAUGCGGACACAAAAAAAAGUCCCUCUAUACACAUUCUCUGAAUUCCUCUGUGGAGAUUUUUCUUACUGCUAACACAUUUUUUAUAUUUUGGGCCAAGGUGGGCAUCAAUUUCACCCCCCCCCCCCCCUCUUUUUUUUCUUCUACCUUUUUCCUUAUUGAUCUGUGAACGUGUCUGAAGUUUGUGUAAAUAGAUAUUGUGAAUAACUUGAGGACCGAAUCGAUGCCGUCUCUCGUUCUUGACUGUAAAGGAAAAAAAAAAAGAAAAAGAAAAAAAACGAUCGCCUUCUGAAUACAGCUCUUUUCAUUUCGGUGUUUGUGUGACUACUGUACGUGAUGGCGUUUUACAGCACAAGGAAAAAACAAAGGAGUGAUCAUGACUAAAAUGUGUAUAUUUAAAAUCAGUUGGUGUCUGAAGCUCAACCGGGUAUCAAAUUUACAGGAAAACAAAAAACUUUGGCCAAAAAAAUAAAACUUACACAGCGGUUUUUUUUCCCUCUAAGCGCAGUGUGUUUUUUCCUUUUAUUUCACACUGGAGAUAUGAAAGCUGAUCUGCUAACAAGUAAUCCAUUUAAGUUUAGUGUUGUGAAAACUGUAUAGACCACAUGCUGGCUUAUGAGGAAGUCACAGUGCUAAAACAGUCGGCCAUUUUGAAAAAUGAAAUGGCUUUUUUUCUUUUCUUUUUUUUUUUAGAAACAAAUGUCUUUUUAUUUUUAUUUGCUGUUUACACAUAAUACACUGUCUACUCCAGUGAAGUUGUGAGGACAGCAUUGCUAUACACCAGGGAAACAAGGACACUGAUGACAAGCUAGCUAAUGCUAUACCUGACUAGCUAGCAAAGUGUUUCAUGAGUCUUAUGUGUGGUAGAUGUAAUUUCUAUUGACUGAAAAUGAGAAAAACAUAUCAGCAACGUCAACUUUUACCUCAAAAAUUUUACCCUGUCAUUAAGAAAAUUCUCCCCCAAACAAAUUUGCUAGUUAGCUUGAUUAGCAUUGUAGCUCCAGUGCAAAGAUAAGGCAAAAAACACAUGGCAAACCAAACAUCUCGGCUGAUUUGGCAUGAGGUAGAAACUGUGUACGUUUCAUUCUUUGCCGAAUUAAAAAAAACAAAUUUGUUUGUUUGUUUGUUUUUUUGAAGAUUUCUUUACAUUACAGUAUUGUAUGCAUAUUUAAUUCAUUCUUUUUCGUUGUAAACUGGAACCUUUUUCCAUCCUUUGGAUUUCUGCUACAUAUUUUGCAGUAUACACAAGCUGACAUGUGCCAUUGUGGAUUGUUUUUUGUGUGGCUAGCAUGCCAAAUUUUCAACUUUAGACAAGAUAUGUAUCUAACUUUGUUUCUACGUUUUUGCCUUUUUGAGUUUGAGAGUACGAUUUGUGUGUGUGUUUCUGUGCACACGAGUGAAUGAUGUACUGUACGAAUGAAACAGAUUGUUCAAAAUGUAAAGAAAAACUAUACGGUGUAUGUUUCUGUGUUAAUGACCUGAUGGUGGAUAUCCACCUUAACCUUACAGUUGGCUUCAGUAGACACAAUAACAAUCAGAAAUCCUAUUGAACUGUUACUAAAAUCAUGUGAGUUUAAAAUGUAUGCAUUAAUAAAAUUGAGUCCUUGAAUGUA
Silurus meridionalis is the source of this 3116-nucleotide messenger RNA. RefSeq names its product Rac family small GTPase 3a (gene rac3a). Gene Ontology annotation, molecular function: GTPase activity; protein kinase binding; GTP binding. Bases 123 to 701 code for a protein of 192 amino acids. Gene Ontology annotation, cellular component: cell projection; cytoskeleton; cytoplasmic vesicle. NCBI's taxonomy places the organism in Eukaryota, Metazoa, Chordata, Actinopteri, Siluriformes, Siluridae. Gene Ontology annotation, biological process: regulation of cell shape; cortical cytoskeleton organization; motor neuron axon guidance. The transcript is spliced from 6 exons. The record is from RefSeq and is a predicted model, not a curated record.